CUACAGACUUCACUCGUCGGAAGAUUUUCUGUUGAAGACAAAAUGCCUGAACCAGCGAAAGCACCGAAGAAAGGCUCAAAGAAAGCCGUUUCCAAAGGCGUCACCAAGACCGGCAAGAAGAAGAGAAAGACCAGGAAGGAGAGCUACGCCAUCUACGUGUACAAGGUGCUGAAGCAGGUCCACCCUGAUACCGGCAUUUCCUCCAAGGCUAUGGGCAUCAUGAACUCCUUUGUGAGCGACAUCUUUGAGCGCAUCGCCGGUGAGUCCUCCCGUCUGGCUCACUACAACAAGCGCUCCACCAUCACCUCCAGGGAGAUCCAGACCGCCGUCCGCCUGCUGCUGCCCGGUGAGCUGGCCAAGCACGCUGUGUCUGAGGGAACAAAGGCUGUGACCAAGUACACCAGCUCCAAGUAAACCUGCUGUUACAACCAACAACACAAAGGUCCUUUUCAGGGCCACACACUGCUUCUACUGAGAGCUAAUAUCCUACAUUAUACAUUAAUGUGAUUGUACAGAUUAAUGUAGCUUUUUUUUUUUUUUAAUGAACCUAUUGAAUUAAAAGGAAAAUGUAAGUCUUGAGAACUGGA
This is a messenger RNA of Dicentrarchus labrax (European seabass), 587 nucleotides long. Its product is annotated as histone H2B 1/2-like. The record is from RefSeq and is a predicted model, not a curated record. Bases 43 to 414 code for a protein of 123 amino acids. Lineage: Eukaryota; Metazoa; Chordata; Actinopteri; Moronidae. Gene Ontology annotation, molecular function: DNA binding; protein heterodimerization activity; structural constituent of chromatin. The transcript has a single exon. Gene Ontology annotation, cellular component: nucleosome.